UGCUCCCCGCUCCACUUGUUGUUCCCUUUUCUCUCCCUGUCUUCAACGCAGCACUCACUCAGUCUCUCUCAAACUUUCCUAUCCUCUCUACACACACUCUCUCUCUAGAAAAAUCUAAAACUUCGAUCAGUUUUUCUCAUCAUGGCCUCUGUACUCACUUUCGCUUGCUCCGUCCCAGCUCCAGUCCGAGCAUCAUCCGGAUCUCCCAGGACACCCGACCCGUAUGGCAAGAAGUCCGGUUCUUCAACCUGGUGGUCCCCGCUUUUUGGUUGGUCUUCCUCUCCUGAUUACCUUAACGGCAAUAGUAUUGCCGGUGGCACAGGCGAUGAUGUACCCGAUAAGGAAUCCGGGUUAUCGGGUUCGGACCAGGAACCAGGUCGUCCCAGAUCGAGGUUCGCCCUUGGAUCGUUCACUGAGGAGAAAGCGAAGCAGCUUAGAAGGAAGACUUUGGAGGGCAGUACGUUCCACGAUAUGAUGUAUCACUCGGCGAUCGCGUCUCGUCUGGCUUCGGAUGGAUCGGGUCGGCAGGAGAAGUAAACCGGACCUCCGGUUGGUAAGUAAAAACCGGGAACCCCACGUUUUAAUUGUGGGACCCAAAAAUUUGUCGAAAUGAAUAUUUAGAACGUCUAUUUUGUAAAUGAUGAUGAACUGGCUUUGAUAGCGUGAUAAACUGUCGUUGGAUCUUUGCCGUUAAUAGUAGUUGAUGAAUGACAUGGCAAACUCUUGAUGCAUUA
Molecule: messenger RNA, 734 nt
Organism: Populus trichocarpa (black cottonwood)
Lineage: Eukaryota; Viridiplantae; Streptophyta; Magnoliopsida; Malpighiales; Salicaceae
Exons: 1
Coding region: 142-537 (131 amino acids)
Source: RefSeq, a predicted model, not a curated record